Balearica regulorum gibbericeps (East African grey crowned-crane) is the source of this 1079-nucleotide messenger RNA. Its product is annotated as protocadherin gamma-B2. Gene Ontology annotation, cellular component: plasma membrane. The record is from RefSeq and is a predicted model, not a curated record. NCBI's taxonomy places the organism in Eukaryota, Metazoa, Chordata, Aves, Gruiformes, Gruidae. Gene Ontology annotation, biological process: homophilic cell-cell adhesion. Gene Ontology annotation, molecular function: calcium ion binding.
CAAUACUUCACUCUCGGGGAAGAUAAUACGAAUCUGCGGGUAAACGAGGGGAUAGACCGAGAGCGCAUCUGCGGGGCCGUGUCGCCCUGUGUCCUCAGUUUGGAGGCAGUCGUGGAAAACCCUUUCAAUAUAUUUCAUGUCAGCGUUACUAUCCAGGAUAUCAAUGACAACGCGCCGCAUUUUGACAGAGAAUUUGUUGCCAUAGAAAUGAUCGAAUCCACUCCUCCUGGGGCCAGGUUCCCACUGGGCAGUGGCAGAGAUCCCGACAUUGGGGAGAACUCAUUACAAAACUACUUAAUUACCCCCAACCCGCUCUUCUCCCUUGUAGUGAGGGAGAGUCCUGAUGGAACGAAGCAGCCAGAAUUAGUGUUGGAGAAAAGCUUAGAUCGAGAAAACCAGAGAAAUCACCAUUUGAUACUGACGGCGGUGGAUGGAGGAGAUCCAGUCCGAUCCGGGACGGCCCAGAUAAAGAUUACCGUGACCGACGCAAAUGACAACCCGCCGGUAUUCACCAAAGAGAUCUACAAGGUUCAACUGCUGGAAAACCUGCCAGAGGGCUCCUUAGCUUUUCAGGUGAAAGCUACUGACGCCGACGAAGGUACAAAUGCAGAAAUUACCUACUCCUUCAGUGACAUCGCAAACAGUGCUCGCCAGCUCUACACUCUGGACUCCAGGACAGGGGAAGUGAAGGUUACAGGGCCCUUAGAUUAUGAAGAAGGAAAAUACUACGAAGCAAGUGUUGAAGGCAAGGACGGCGGCGGACUGAGUGCGCACGCCAAAGUGCAAAUAGACAUUCUAGACGUGAACGACAAUGCGCCAACAGUUUCCCUCCUGCCUAUCUUGAACCCGAUACCGGAAGACUCGGGCCCAAGCACAGUUGUAGCUGUGAUCAAUGUCCGUGACAGAGACUCGGGGGAUAAUGGAGAAGUGAGGUGCGACAUCGACGGCAAUUUGCCUUUCAGACUAGAACCGUCAUCAGAGAACACCUAUAAACUCAUAAUAGCCAGUGCCUUGGACAGAGAAAAAGUCUCCACUUACAAUAUCACCAUCACUGCGAGGGACCAGGGCAGCCCGGCGCU